AUGAGUUUUACCAUUAAGAACGCCAAAUUCAUCAAAAUCGAAAAAGAUCAAGAAGUUUUUGCUCGUGGGCCUCUACCAUAUGCAGAAAAUCGUUUGUUGCAACAGGGUCAACAGUACGAUCAAGUAGUAGAAAAUUCAAAUAUUUCAUUUGUGUACCGUGCUGGAAUCUGCGACGAACCAAAAGAAGACAAAGAUGUUGUUCUAAGUAACGUAAGAAAAAUAAGUCAGGCCGGGCCUGAAAAUCAAAAAAACUUAAAUAUUCUGACCGAGCUAGCCUGCGUUAAGAAAUGAAAACGGGUCAAACCUCAAAAGUAGACCCCGCUCGUUUUUCACCCCUAUUUUCACCAACUCCCUCUCCCUUUUAAAAACUUAGGACAAUUUUAAUAUUGUAUAUUGCAGCUUUUAUCGACCAGUUUUCUGAUUGUGUUGAACGAAAAACUAGAAAUUAUUCAUGAUGUUGUUUUCCCACACGAAACAAACCUACAAAACGUGCUGCUGUUUACUAAAGAAUUGUGCGGCGUGACCGAUGAUGAAGUUUUAGAAAUGUACAAAGUUAUCGUCACGACAGACAAUAUUUGCAAGGCUAUAUCCAUAGGUAGCAAAACGCAAGCUCAAGUUGUUGUAUCUAUUGUAGCUACAGGAACCAUUCCGCAGAUACCCGCCAACGUUAACGACAGAGAACAUAAAGAACUGCCGAGUUUUGUUUUGGCAUAUGAUUUAGCUGAUUUGCUGGAAGAGGAAGACAAAGCGUUGGCUGACUUGCUACGGACUGGCCAACCGGUUCGAAUGACAAACCAAAGCAAGGCUUUAAUGUAUUGCGAAAAAAUAACUGAAAAUUUUUUAAAACAUUGUUGUUAGUAAGUUUUUUUACAAAAAAAACCCUACGUACCCCUACCGCUCCUGCCCCGCUCUGAUAGACUUGAAAAUUUUUAUAUAGGAAAAACAUGUAAAUAUAAGAUCUAAAAAAUUACAUCUUGAAUUUCCCGCCAAAUUGGCAUUGUGUUUCAAGCUUAUAAUUUUCUCAUUUUUUGACUUUUAACUAUUUUUCCUUGAUAUACUAGUAGAAUACCCUAAAAUUAACUCACAUUUUUUAAUUUAUAAGCGUAGCUUGUUUAGAAAGUCAAAAAAGAGCUUGAAACACAAUGCCAAGUUUGCCAAAAUGGCGGGAAAACAAAAUUUUUUAAAUUUAAAACUCAAAAGCGCGAGCUGAAUUUUUUAGGGUACUAUUGGUAGCACAAGGAAUUCAUAUAAAAAUUUUGAGCUGAUUCUGAGCGGCGCAGGUUGGGCACUUUCCUUGUUAGACCGGGAUGGACCCAAAAAUUAGAAGUUUAGACCGAACCAAACUAGGGUUGGACAUUUACCGGUAAUUUUACCAGCUUUUUUUACCGAAAAAUCAAUUUACCGGUAAAAGUCUAGCCCUAGACCAAACCCAAAAAUUGAUGUUCUGGACCGGUGAAAAACGCUCCGGACUGGUUCGGGCAAAGCACUGCCUUUAGAUCUACCUUGACUGAUUUAUAAUUACAUUUUCAGCCGGCAUCCAACCGUACAAGGAAUCUCUGAUUACAUUGACAGUUUGACGGCCGAAUACGACAAUUUAGAUAAGGUAAUAAAGUUUUCUAAUUUUCUACGAGGCUUAUAUCGGCAGGGUCGGGCGGGGACUUUUAGUCUAGAGGCGGGGGUCAAAAAAGCCAGCACAAAUGACGACUUUUUAAAAUUUUUUUUAAAAUUUCCACUGGGGGACUACGUUCAAUUUUUUUCAAAAAUGUUUUUUUUGGGGCGGGAGCCAUGUAUACCGGUUCUGUAUUAUUGAUUACGGAGAGAUAGUUAAAAUCAUAAGAAAUUAACUUUUUUGGAAUUUUAGAGAAGUUUCUUUGUGGACAAGGUAAACAUUGUCAGUUUUGUACAUCAUACCUUCAGACUACAGGGUUUGAUCAGGUUCAGUCACAUGUUUAAUCAAAUUGUCAGACGCUACAAUCAGUAUUUAAAAAAGUCACCCGCUUCUGUGGAAAUGGCAAGUUUAUUCCUGCGGCCGCUGGAAUUUAAACAACAAAUAUCGGCAAUGCUAAAAUACAAUGAACAAAUACAUGAAAGUGAACAAAAUACAGGAUGUGGGUACGAACCGCUGCACUAUCUACACACUGCAUGGCGUGCAACUUUAUACAAAGUAUUAUAUAGUGUAUAUAACACAACGUAAGACUUUACAAUUUUUCAUUAACAAAAAUUUUUAUUAUUAUUAGACGCAGUCAAAGUGAUAAACAUCAGGGCCGGGCGAGGACUUCUGGUCUGGGAGCGGGGGUAAAAAAUGCUUUUUUGUGAAAAUUUUUAUCUAAAAAUCCACAAGGAGGACCAUGUUCAACUUUAUUCAAAAAUUUUUUUCUGGGAGGGAGAGGGGAGGGUUCUUUGAUAAGUGACAUAAAUCAGAUAACAGAACAUAAAAAGUUACCGUGAAAACUGCUGAAUAAUCUUUUCUAGCAAUUUAUAUUUUUUAGUCCACAUAAAGGGCAUUAUCUUCCCGCCUCAACUGAUUGGUUCAACUGGUAUAACAAACCAGAAGAAGUACCAAGUGGUAGCUACGAACGAAUUGUGCCCUGGCGCAACGCUUUCCAAUAUUAG
Bursaphelenchus okinawaensis is the source of this 2613-nucleotide messenger RNA. The record is from the annotation of a GenBank genome assembly. Lineage: Eukaryota; Metazoa; Nematoda; Chromadorea; Rhabditida; Aphelenchoididae.